AUGCUCUUCGGUACCAUCGACACCCACGCCGGCCUCGCUGCCCCCGACCAUUCUCUUUCCCCUGCUACCCUUGGCCAAGGUAAAGACACUGAUGGUACCGACGAUGCUGCCUCACACCUUGCAGGUAGUAUCAGCUCUGCCAUCUCUGUUGUCGACUCCGACAGCCUUGGGCAGACCCGCUCAUCCUCCUUUGGCCCCGUGCCGCGUGCGCGAUACGAUGCCCUCGUCAACGCCCUCCACGCGCCUUACCCGCGCGGCGAUUCACGAGUGCAAGGUAUUGCUGUUGAUCGACAGCAGCUCUCCAGUGCCGCCGUCGUAAAGGGUCAAGGUCUGUCUGUGGCUGCUUUGUGCGCUGUUCUUGCUGGAUCUUCUCCUUCCAGUCUUGGCGCCACCCGUUUAAGCGCUCUCCACAGGCACGCAUUCGAAGGCGACAAUCUCGUCGACUACGACGCCGAUCGGUUUCUUAAGCGAUCCCGUCUCUUGUCUACUCCUAUCAGUCUCGACGACAACGCGUUCUACCCUCCCGCUCUCUCUUUCUCUCGCUCUCCCUCCCCCGAGCUCGAGGAAGUUCAAACUCCGCCCAUGGAGGUUAUCGCCCUGCCCGACGUUCAGCCUGAGCGAGGCAUCAAGCGUCGUGCUGAUGACUUUGACAAUGACGUCGAUAUCGCUAUGGAGCCCGAGACCAAGCAGAAGGUCCAGCGGGUGAAGGAGCGUACCGCCGUGCCUCCCAGCCGUGCUCUCAAGCGCGCUACGACGACUCUGUCGCUCGCUGCCCACUCUACUUCUAUCGACCGACCCGCCAUCGCUGCCUCGACUCGUACCCUCGCCCCAGCGCCCUUUGUGGGCUCCUCUGCUCCCAAGGCUUGUCCUACUCUCCCCGAGUCGCGCAAACUUCAGCGCACGACUACAACUCUCCGGCAAGCCGCCCUCCGCCCCCUCCCCCUCCAGACGAUCGACAUGAACAGGCCUCCUCAGCCUUCUCGUCGAGCUCUUCAGCGCACCACCUCUGCUUUGUCGCUCGCGACCCCCACUCCGCACCAGGCGUUUUUGGCGCCACCUCGACAUGUCCCAAGGCCUCGUCAGCUUAAAAGCUGCCUCGCUCCUUCCGCCAAGCCCCACCCUGCUCUCCACUUCGGCAAGUCUCGCCGAAAGCUCUCGGACGAGGAAAAGAAAGCUCGCCAAGCCCGUAGGGAUCUCAAGGCCAGUUUGCUCUGCGAGCGGAACCCCGAGACUGGGCUCAAACAGUUUUUGCCUCGCCGAGUGCCUGGUGCCGAGCCCGAGCCUGUGCUGGAGAGCUUCAAAGACGUGGAGCCUUGGAGCGAGGGGCAGAGUGAGUUUGCGGCCCGGACGGCUGAGACUGCCGAGUUGGCGGCUAUGGUGAUGGAGACGAUGUCUCUUGACGAUGUCUCUUGA
Molecule: messenger RNA, 1413 nt
Organism: Cryptococcus amylolentus CBS 6039
Lineage: Eukaryota; Fungi; Basidiomycota; Tremellomycetes; Tremellales; Cryptococcaceae
Exons: 5
Coding region: 1-1413 (470 amino acids)
Source: RefSeq, a predicted model, not a curated record